UAUGGGCAGGGGUACCUUUACCUUUACCUUACAGCAGAAAAGUAAUGUGCAUGAGGAAGAAUCCACAACAGGUGUAGCCUAGUUCAGAAGGGUAGAUAAAGUUAAAUAUAAGAACAAUAAACUUGGAAUUUGUGCGGAGCGUGUACCCAGAAGAGAAGGAGAAGGCCAGAAAUGGGAGAAGGGAAGGCUAGCUUGGAAAGGGAUCUAGCCAUCAAAAUAAUAGUAUUUUCAGAAGCCAGGUGGUUUAACUUGUUUUGCAUAAUGCCCAAAUGUGAAGUUGCUUUAGUUCAUUAGUACAGCUGUACUUUGAAAUGGGGAGAGAAAUUCAGCAUAGUGCUAUGGCAAUCCUGUCAGCCCAAGAUUUUCAGCUUGCAGAUGGAACAUCUACCCUCCCCCUUUCCCCCUGUACGCUGUUCUGGAGAUUCGCCCAAUUCUUCCCCUCCUCCCCUGCAUAUUUCAGGGCACACAGGAAGAGGAGAAAGAGAAAAAGCCCGUUGUGCUGGUGGAAGUCUUUGCACAGAAUUUUGCUGAUGGGACUAGUUAGUUGAAUCCCAGCCACAUUGAAAAGAGGACAUUACAUUUAAAACACUUGCAGGAAAUGGGGACUGCAAUUUUGCAAAGUUCUAUAUUGUAUGCCCAACUGAAAAUCAGUGGGACAUAACCACCUGUGCAUAUGUGUAAUAUUUCAGGGAAGAAGCAGGACCCAAAGAACUGCUUACAGAUAAAAGCAAAAAACUAUGACAAAGUAGAAAAGCUGUUUCAGAGGUGCCUUAUGAAAGUUUUACACAUUGACUUAUGGAAGUGCUACCUUUCGUAUGUGCGAGAAACCAAAGGGAAGCUACCUAGUUAUAAAGAAAAAAUGGCUCAGGCAUAUGACUUUGCUCUGGAUAAAAUUGGCAUGGAAAUAAUGUCGUACCAGAUCUGGGUGGAUUACAUCAAUUUUUUGAAAGGCGUUGAAGCAGUAGGAUCCUAUGCAGAAAACCAGAGGAUAACUGCUGUGCGCAGGGUAUAUCAACGGGGCUGUGUGAACCCAAUGAUCAACAUCGAGCAACUCUGGCGAGAUUAUAACAAAUAUGAAGAGGGAAUAAACAUCCACUUAGCUAAGAAAAUGAUUGAAGAUCGCAGUAGAGAUUAUAUGAACGCUAGACGUGUGGCUAAGGAAUAUGAAACUGUGAUGAAAGGUCUGGACCGCAAUGCUCCUUCAGUCCCACCCCAAAAUACUCCCCAAGAAGCUCAGCAGGUAGACAUGUGGAAGAAAUAUAUUCAGUGGGAAAAGAGCAACCCUCUACGUACAGAAGACCAAACCCUUAUAACAAAGAGAGUGAUGUUUGCAUAUGAACAAUGCCUGUUGGUGCUGGGACAUCAUCCAGAUAUUUGGUAUGAAGCUGCACAAUAUCUCGAGCAAUCCAGCAAACUACUAGCUGAGAAAGGGGACAUGAACAAUGCUAAACUGUUUAGUGAUGAAGCUGCAAAUAUUUAUGAACGAGCAAUCAGCACUUUACUAAAAAAGAACAUGCUUCUUUAUUUUGCAUAUGCAGAUUAUGAAGAGAGUCGGAUGAAAUAUGAGAAGGUGCACAGCAUAUAUAAUCGGCUCUUAGCUAUUGAAGAUAUUGAUCCCACUUUGGUAUAUAUUCAGUAUAUGAAGUUUGCAAGGCGAGCAGAGGGCAUAAAAUCAGGCAGGAUGAUAUUUAAGAAGGCACGAGAAGAUGCCCGGACCCGUCAUCAUGUCUAUGUUACGGCUGCUCUCAUGGAGUAUUAUUGCAGCAAGGACAAGUCAGUGGCCUUUAAGAUUUUUGAGUUGGGGCUAAAGAAAUAUGGAGACAUUCCAGAAUACGUCUUGGCAUAUAUUGAUUAUCUUUCUCAUCUCAAUGAGGAUAAUAAUACAAGAGUCCUGUUUGAACGAGUAUUAACCUCAGGGAGCCUCCCACCUGAGAAAUCUGGAGAGAUAUGGGCCCGAUUUUUAGCUUUUGAGAGUAAUAUUGGUGACCUGGCUAGCAUACUUAAAGUGGAGAAACGGAGGUUUACAGCCUUCAAGGAAGAAUAUGAGGGCAAAGAAACAGCUCUACUAGUAGACAGAUACAAGUUCAUGGAUCUGUACCCCUGCUCUGCCAGUGAACUCAAAGCUCUUGGUUAUAAGGAUGUGUCUCGGGCAAAGCUGUCAACCAUAAUUCCAGAUCCUGUUGUGGCUCCUUCAAUAGUGCCUGUGCUAAAAGAUGAAGCGGACAGAAAACCAGAGUAUCCAAAACCAGAUACCCAGCAGAUGAUUCCAUUUCAGCCAAGACAUUUAGCACCUCCAGGUUUGCAUCCAGUCCCUGGUGGUGUCUUUCCAGUCCCACCUGCUGCUGUAGUUCUAAUGAAGCUUCUCCCACCUCCCGUGUGUUUUCAGGGCCCCUUUGUGCAAGUGGAUGAACUCAUGGAGAUUAUCAGGAGAUGCAAACUCCCAGACACUGUGGAUGAAGCUGUGCGAAUCAUUACUGGGGGACUGCCAGACUUAACAAUGGAAGGGAAUGGACCUUUGGAAAAUAAUGCCCUUCUUAAUAAAUCUGUAAAAAGACCAAAUGAAGAUUCAGAUGACGAUGAAGAAAAAGGAUCAGUGGUUCCUCCAAUUCACGACAUUUACAGAGCACGACAGCAAAAGCGAAUCCGAUGAGACAUGUUGCAGUCACAAUGAUGAAGGCUAAAGGACUUGUAACAAUUGUUUUCCUUCUACAAAAUCAAAUGUUUAAAAGGGAUUGAAGUUUCUAACAAGCAUCUUGCAACUGAGGUUGUUUUAUUACUGUGGCGCCUCUUUUUUACCAGCUGAUUCUUCAUCAGAAAAGAAAAGGGCAGGUGAAUUUUACAACAAGCAAAUUUGAGCUCCAGGUUUUGAACACAAUUUGUGCAGAAUGUCUGAAUUGCAUUUGGUUGCUCUUCACAUGUGUAUCCCCAUCUUACCACUUGAAAUCUUGCAGGGGUCCUGACAGUUUUAUUUUAAAAACUGGAUAGCAUAAAAAUUGUGAAAUAUUUUAAAUUCACACCUCUGGAAAACGAAGUUGUUCUCAGUUUGCUCAUUUAGUGUCUGUCCUGCCUUAUUCUUUGUUUUUAUUUAUGGCAGAAUGAAUGGAAACUGUUUUUUGUAGUUUAAAAUGGAAGAACAUUCCUUUCCAAUAAAGGAUCUCUCCAUAA
Messenger RNA from Podarcis muralis (Common wall lizard), 3165 nucleotides. It is a transcript of the gene CSTF3, whose product is annotated as cleavage stimulation factor subunit 3. The record is from RefSeq and is a predicted model, not a curated record. Gene Ontology annotation, cellular component: nucleus. Gene Ontology annotation, biological process: mRNA 3'-end processing. NCBI's taxonomy places the organism in Eukaryota, Metazoa, Chordata, Lepidosauria, Squamata, Lacertidae. Gene Ontology annotation, molecular function: protein binding; mRNA binding.